GGAGGGGGUGGGGGGUAGGGGGGGAGAAGAGCGACAAGCGCCGAGAGUUUGCGGCGAGAUAAAGAGAUCCCCCGAGAGCUACAGCCCAGUCCGCGGGAGACGCGCUUCUACCCCAAUGUAACCCACCCUGCCCGAUUCCCGGCCCCUGCACGGCGGGCGGCGAAACUUCUCUGCGGGUUCUGGCGCAGGGCAUCCGUCCCGCAACAACUGCCCGGGCUGCAGGUAGGGGAGGAGAGCAGAGAACGUCCCAGGGUGAUGUGAGAGAGCCCAGGAAUGCCUUAUGUGGAUCGGCAGAACCGCAUCUGUGGGUUUCUGGACAUCGAGGAGCAUGAGAACAGCGGCAAGUUUCUGCGGAGAUACUUUAUUCUGGAUACCCAGGCCAACUGCCUUCUCUGGUACAUGGACAACCCCCAGAACCUGGCAGUUGGGGCAGGAGCCGUUGGAUCUUUGCAGCUGACCUACAUCUCAAAGGUGAGCAUAGCUACCCCAAAGCAGAAGCCAAAGACUCCAUUUUGCUUUGUCAUCAAUGCCCUGUCUCAGAGGUAUUUUCUUCAAGCCAAUGACCAGAAAGAUCUGAAGGACUGGGUUGAAGCCCUGAAUCAAGCCAGCAAAAUCACUGUACCUAAAGUGGGGAACCUGCCCCUGGCUCCCGAAGUUCUGAAAAACCUAACAGCUACCCCAACCCUAGAGAAGAAGCCACAGGUGGCCUACAAGACAGAGAUCAUUGGCGGGGUGGUGGUGCACACACCCAUCAACCAGAAUGGUGGCGAUGGGCAGGAAGGAAAUGAGCCAGGGUCCCAUGCCAUCCUCCGAAGGUCUCAGAGUUACAUCCCCACGACAGGCUGCCGUGUUCCUACCGGGCCCCCCCUUAUUAAAAGCGGCUACUGUGUGAAGCAAGGGAAUGUGCGGAAGAGCUGGAAACGUCGCUUCUUUGCACUGGAUGACUAUACCAUAUGCUACUUCAAGUGUGAGCAGGACCGAGAGCCACUGCGCACUAUAUGGCUUAAGGAUGUUCUCAAAACCCACGAGUGUCUGGUCAAAUCUGGUGAUCUCUUAAUGAGGGACAACCUGUUUGAAAUAAUAACGAGCUCCAGGACCUUCUAUGUGCAGGCGGACAGCCCAGAAGACAUGCACAGCUGGAUUAAGGAGAUCGGGGCAGCUGUCCAGGCCCUCAAGUGCCACCCCAGAGAAAUACCCUUCUCUAGAUCUAUUUCUUUGACUCGCUCUGGAAACUCCAAUCUCUCUGGGGCCACCCCAUCCAUCAUGUAUAGAGGGCGACCACCUGUGGAAGAGAAAAAAGCCCUCUGCAAAGCCCCCUCUAUGGCAUCCUCUUGGCAACCCUGGACACCUGUCCCGCCGGCUGGGGAAAAGCUGCUUCCAGCUGAAGAGACUCCUGAUGACUCUUUGUUCCCACAUCGACUUGGAGAGAGCACCACUGCUGGGGUGCUAUCUAGUUCCAGGAUAAGGCACAGAUCAGAGCCUCAGCACCCCAAAGAGAAACCAUUUAUCUUCAACCUGGAUGAUGAGAACAUUCGGACAUCUGAUGUGUGAAGGACAUAAAAUGGGGGAGGGGGGUGGCCAGGACUCGUUCCUCAACCAGCUGGACAAUCAAGCCUUUAUGGCACUCACUCUGUGGCUGCUCUGUGGAAGGGGCUCAUCAAGCUAGCUUUUUAUUCUUUAAAUAUCAACGCGGCGUAUUUAAUUUGGGGCAAUCACGAGGGUAGACCAGUACGCAUGCUCAGUGGAAAGCUGGUGGCCUCUUGUCUAACUAUUCCGAAGUGCUCCUGGUGAGAGGAGGUUGGGAGUCCAGUUUUAUCCCUAACCAACUUUUAAUUCCUUGUUCUUGUUUUAGUUUCUUGUUUUCCAGGCCAGUCAUAGAAUCAGAGGCCAGUCAUCUGUUUAUUGGCUAGCGUUUGACUGUGCAGGAGGGGUAUCCCGCUGAAGGAGGCAGGAGUGGAGUCAGACUCAGGCGCCAGCUUGGUAUUUAUUCAGAGGGGAGGUGCUAAAAUCUGGGGGCUGGGGAGAGGCUCUCAGAAAGUCUACCAGGGCACAUUUCCCCAGGGGAUCCCAUCGGAAAGAAAUAGGGACUUCUUGUAAGGUAUAGUGAUGAUUCAACCCUAGUGCCUCAGUCAGUUUUGGGAAUCUGUUCCCCUCUAGAUGUUUUUGAUCCCCCAUAAUGUCAAUGUGAGUGAUGGACCAGCCCAUCCUCUGUGUCUGGCUCGAAGGAUGGGUUUAUCAGUGUUUGAUGUUGUGACUGUUGAGAACAGAACAGACAUUUCCUAUUGUAUGGUGUUAAGUGGUGUGUGUGGACAUGUGUGACAGAUCAGAUCUCUAUUUUUGAGUUUUAGGUGUGCUUGAAAGCAGGUACUGGAGAGAGAUGAAUUGGAGUUAAUUCAGUUAAGCUCUUUUGGUUCAUGUUUUCCAGACUCAAGAAAAGGUCUGUUUUAACAGCUUAUAUUCAAUCCUUGCUUCACAGCUCUUUUUAAUGGGCUAAUAUCAGUCUGAUUUUAAGUGUUGUAUAUUGUGUACCCUGUAGACCUUUCUUCCUGUUCUUUGUGUUGCCCUCUGAAUGAAGCUCUGUUACUCGCAUGAUCAAACUGUAAUCUGAUGAGGUUCCGUGUACUUACCAGUGAAGAGAUACAAAGAUGAUCUUGAGAAAUAUUUAUAUUUCUAAUAAAGUAGAAAAUAUGCAUCGAAACAUUGAUUUUGAGACUAUACACUGUGCUGGCUCAUGAUUUCCCAGGUAGAAGUACAGAAGAUUGCACUCCCUACACAAAUUCUACAGUGUACUUUCCUCCAAUUGAUAAGAAAAUACUGCUUCCAGGGGAAAUAGGAAUAUUUCUGGAAGAAUUUGCCUAUUCAACUUACGUGGUAAACUCAACAGGAAAUUAUCAUGAAUGACUCCCUGAAGGGAGACAGAACUUAUUUAGCUCAUUUUUUAAAAUUAAAAAUUAAUGACUAGAGGAAGACACUAAGAAGCAAUUUUUCCUUAGUUCCUUCCCUUAUUGCUAAAUCUAAUGCAGAGGCAAAAGAAUUUAUAGCCAGGAAAUCCUUAAUAGCUUGAGAGAAAUCUUAGAUUUCUUUGAAACAGUGGUUUUCUUGAAGUCUGAAUCUCAUUCUGAACUUUUUGACUACACUGCCUUGGACCAACCCUUCACUUAAAGUUUGGCCUAGGGCCUCCCUGGUGGCUUGGGGUUAAGUCUCAGCCUGAAUUCAAUCCCCCCACUAAGGAACCUGA
Condylura cristata (star-nosed mole) is the source of this 3238-nucleotide messenger RNA. It is a transcript of the gene PLEKHA2, whose product is annotated as pleckstrin homology domain containing, family A (phosphoinositide binding specific) member 2. The transcript has 13 exons. Gene Ontology annotation, molecular function: PDZ domain binding. Bases 274 to 1551 code for a protein of 425 amino acids. NCBI's taxonomy places the organism in Eukaryota, Metazoa, Chordata, Mammalia, Eulipotyphla, Talpidae. The record is from RefSeq and is a predicted model, not a curated record. Gene Ontology annotation, cellular component: cytoplasm; membrane.